UUCAACGCUACCAACUCUGUACGACAGGGCGAGGAACGCCGCGGGGGUGUCACGUGACUAUAUCAGUUGGAGUAACCCCUCCCACUCUCUGGUCCUAUUUCCCAACUACCAUUUAUGAUAAUAUUCUUACCCUCUAUUUCCUGAUACCUAGUAACGUACCUAAGUAAUUAGAUAUUUCAAAUAAUUUUUUUAUUUGCCUAGAAGAUGCACCGCUUCAAGCUCGACUUCCAACAAUAUAGUCUACACCCCCGAUCCGUCGAGUCCUAAUCCAAUCUGACUUUCUACACUGACACUGGGCGCCAUGUAGCGAAGGAUCAAUGUACGCGUCAGCUUAUCUAUCAGGAUUCCAUCAAGCAACAUUUAUAAGUGAAGACGAGCCCACGCCCGGUUUAAUCCAACUCAAACACAACUUUCCCAAUUUUAUAGCAUCCUGGGCAAAAUGCUCACGCAGUAUCUCCCACCGGAAAUUUUACGGAUCAUAUUCGGGCAUACAAACAAACACGAUCUAGCAGCACUAUGUCUAGUUUCUCGGGAUAUCUAUCGAGUUGGAAGUGAAUUGCUCUAUGAAUCGAUUGCCUUGGACCUUUUCGAAGACGCUUUCACAGUGACAUCUUGGACAAUUACAAAUGGCGACCCAAGGUUUCACUCGCUGUGCCAAACUUUAUUAGAAGGACCGAGAUUCGCCUUGCUUGUCAAAAAGCUACAUGUCUUAUUCUAUUUACGGAAAUUCACCCAAGGUGCUCUUCCGCCACUCGAUGAAGUAUCUUCCCAGCUUCGGAUGCUCGCUAGCGUCAUCAGAAAGUGUGUGAACCUCCGGGAUGUUUAUAUUGCCCAUGAAUACGCCUUGGAAGACUCCGCAAUACAAGAUCUCAACGAGUCACUUCUUUCCCUCUUACAUCUACAGAGAUUGAGGGUCGCCGUGAAAGAUACAAGGUACCAAUGGUUAGUUGGACGUACUCGUCAUAUUGCCGGACAAACUGAUGUUGGAGUUUCCCUGCUCCAAGGGGCUCUCGAAUUACCGUAUAUGAAAAGCCUCGAUUUAACAUUGCAAGAAGGCCCCCAAAGUCUUUUACGAUCGUUGAGCUUCCCGAUAAAUAACAACAUCAUACAGCUCAGUCUUUCCGAAUCUUGCUUCAAUCCCAACCAUCUAACCAAGAUCUUAGCUGCCGUGCCUCGAAUUGAAGAGUUACGCCUUUUAUUUUUCCUCUGUGUCGAAGUCGGGAACGACUCCCCUGGAUCUUGCCUGGAUAGUGAAGAUCUAGGGCAUGCAUUGGAAAACAGUUGUUUCACAUUGGUAAGCUUGAAAAUAGAGGUCGAUUUUGACCUCAACAGUACGCAAGCUCUCAGAACUAGAACAGGGGAAGAAGCGGGGUAUGCUUUAUCGCGUAAACUUGGCUCUUUACGCUCUUAUACGAGACUUAGGUCAUUAGAACUUUCUCCAGAAGUACUUCUAGGCUGGAACGAAAGAAGCGCGCCCGAGCUCUCUGAUGUUCUACCCGAAUCGCUCGAAUCCCUUCAUUUCAGGCAUGAUUUAUCGCAUAGGGGGUCGCCUUGGAAUGAUUUUGCCCCGUUAUGUAACCGACUAGGGAAUUAUCUAGGCGAUUCCGAAGCUAUCAUGCCGAAAGAGUUGAUAUUGUCGCAUUUCAUGGGAGAAGAUAGAGUUGGUAUGGUAGACUUUAUUAAGUCUAAAUGUCUUGAUCGUAAUAUUCAUCUUUAUAUUACUAAAGACCGAAGUGGAUCUCUUCUCGAUGGGUUAUGGUUGGUAAUUCAUUCGCAUACCAAGCCAUAUAUUCCAUAACAAGCUCUGGCACUAUAACGGCGAGGAAUGCCGAGGAGAUGCAAGGUCCGGGUCGGUAUGGCGGUGCUUACAAUCGACUCCAUUGCUAUAGCUCUAAGAUCACUAGUGAGCUCCGCUCGAGGGUUCGAUUCACCCGACGGUCUGAUCGUUUUUUUUUCGGCACUCAAACCCUUUCCAUACGAAUCCCAUACUUAGGUAUUUAUUUAGCUACUAGGUAUAUAUGUAUAUACCUCACGAACAAAUAGAUAUAUAGGUUCUGAAUUUCUAUCCUUUAGUAAUACACACGAAUGAAACUAUUAUACAA
Annulohypoxylon maeteangense is the source of this 2102-nucleotide messenger RNA. RefSeq lists its product as uncharacterized. The record is from RefSeq and is a predicted model, not a curated record. Lineage: Eukaryota; Fungi; Ascomycota; Sordariomycetes; Xylariales; Hypoxylaceae. Gene Ontology annotation, molecular function: protein binding. Bases 440 to 1798 code for a protein of 452 amino acids. The transcript has a single exon.